This is a messenger RNA of Amyelois transitella, 2559 nucleotides long. Its product is annotated as endothelin-converting enzyme 2. Lineage: Eukaryota; Metazoa; Arthropoda; Insecta; Lepidoptera; Pyralidae. Bases 1 to 2559 code for a protein of 852 amino acids. Gene Ontology annotation, cellular component: plasma membrane. The transcript is spliced from 15 exons. Gene Ontology annotation, biological process: protein processing. The record is from RefSeq and is a predicted model, not a curated record. Gene Ontology annotation, molecular function: metalloendopeptidase activity.
AUGCACGCGUGGUCAGGAAUUGAAGGUGGAGACAUCAUGGGGCCUACUAUUGCUGGAACCGAAAGUGCAAAAGCCAAUACUCCUCCACUGAAAAACGGGAAUGAUCUCAGGGAAUCAGGGUACUUGAUAGCAGUCGGUUCCAGGACAGCCAGGUUUCGAAGAAGACAUGUGCACAAACUACGAAACUCAGUGAUAAUGUUACUUUUUGUUUUACUAUUAGUGGCAUUUUUCAUCAUGCUAAUUUUAUAUAUAAGAGCCCGUCACCGUCCUGUGCUGGUGUGCCUCAGCAAGCAGUGUCUCCAGUCGGCCAGCAACCUGGCGGUGUCUAUGGACACCACAGUAGAUCCUUGCGAUGAUUUCUAUAAGUAUGCCUGCGGCAACUGGGCCAGUGAUCACCCCAGACCCGACAUGUAUGCCUCCUACGACUGGUUCCGCGACAAGCAACGCAAGGUGUACGCGCUAGUCAGAGAUAUGCUCGCUAAGAACACUACAGGAGAUCUAAAGCCAGUGAUGCAAGCUAAGGAUUUUUACGCGUCUUGUAUGAACACAGCGAAACUUGAGAAAAUAGGUUUGAAACCAGUUUUCAAAGUACUGGAAUCUCUAAAAUUACCUCCUUAUCCGACUCACAUCAACGCUAGUGGCGAUAUUGAUUUAUCAACGUACAGUUUCGACUGGCUAGAGUCUGUUAUCAAGAUAAAGACUCAGCUAGGAAUGGACGUGUUGAUAGGCUUUGAUAUUUACACAGACCCUAAAAAUUCGUCAGUGUUUAGAUUAGUAAUGGGGUCACCUGAAACUACAAACCCAUUUCCAAGUCUCUACCAUGAAAGGCGAAAGCACAGCUAUCGCAAAUCUAAUACAUUCUUCGAUUUAUUCCGUACUUACAAAAAGCCAAAAGUAAAACCUUUGAUUCUUAGUCAAAACGAUUAUAAUAACCGUAAAAGACAAACGGGGAGUAAUGUAGAGAAUGAAGCCGAUAAAAUAUAUAGAUUGUUCUACGCUGAACUUAUUAAAAUAUUCGCGCAGGAGUCUGGAAAGCUGCCUGAUGUUUCGGCCCUAAGUGAAUCUGAAUUUGAUAGCAAUAUUAUCUUAUCUGCAAAUGAUUUUUACGAAUUGAGUGAGGAAGUGUAUGAGCUAGAAGUCGAUAAUUCUACGGAACCAGAAGAAAAUCUUGCUUUCAGUAAUAUUCCUGAAUACACCAUUAAUGAAAUUCAGCUACGUACAGACAACUAUACUGAAAUAAACAAUGAAACCCCUCAACCAAUAUGGAAGAGAUAUUUAGAAGGCAUAUUCAACGGCACCAAAAUAAAUUUAGACUUUGAACAAGAUAAAGUGCUUGUAUCGUCGUUAGACAUGAAGUAUAUGGAGAAGAUUGCAUUAUUAGUAUCAAAGACUCACCCAGCUGUGCUUGAGCUAUACAUUUGGAUAAAGGUGGUAGAAGUUUUAGCAGUGCACACCACCAAGGAACUCCGAUUGUUGUACUAUCGGUCCUACGACUCCCGGCAUAAGCACCACAGCGACCUCUACUUCCCGCCAAGAAGCCUGCAGUGCGCCACUGCUGUCAACGAUAUGUUUGGGAUGGCCGUCUCCUACGCCCUUGUUGAACCCAACUUCUACAAUAUAACGACACCUAAGGUAUUUAUUAUGAUCCGUGAAUUAAAAAAUGCUUUAGCUUCACUAAUAGGCAAAGUUAAAUGGAUGGACGACAACACCAAACUAGCUACAUAUAAAAAAAUUAUAGAAAUGAACGCAUUCAUUGGUUACCCUCAAUGGUUUUAUGUACCGGGAAAGUUAGAGGAAUAUUAUGAAGGUAUUGAAAUAAGUCGAGACACUUACAUAGAAAAUAUGGUGAAUAUUAUUCAAGUGCGAACAAAGAAAAAUCUCAACCGUCUUCGCGAUUCUAAUUAUUUUUCAUGGGCGACAGAUCCUACUGAAGUAAAUGCCUACCACACGUUUCAAGAAAAUACUAUAACUGUUCCGAUGGUUAUGCUACAGUAUCCGUUCUUCGAUUUGGGUCUCGAUUCUCUUAAUUAUGGAUCAUUGGGUACCGUGAUCGGACAUGAAAUAACUCAUGGCUUUGACAAUUUUGGGCGUGAGUUCGACAGGAACGGCAACUUGCUCCCGUGGUGGUCCAAUGACACCAUCGCAAACUACGUCAACAUCACCCAGUGCUUCGUAGACCAGUAUUCCUCCUACUAUAUCUCCGUGUUGGACAAACAUGUGGACGGUAACAAGACCCUGGGGGAGAACAUAGCUGACAACGGAGGGCUAAGGGAAGCCUUCGUGGCGUUGAAACACCAUCUGCGGAAAUUUGGACCUGAGCCGAAACUGCCGGGAUUCGAACGCAUGACUUCCGAACAGAUGUUCUUCUUAUCUUACGCCAAUUUAUGGUGCGGUGUGUCAACGGAUAUCUCCCUAGCACAAGAUCUGGACGACGAGCACUCUCCUCAGAUGUUCAGAGCUCGAGGUACACUCCAGAACAGCGAAGACUUCGCCGAGACCUUUAAAUGCCGUCCCGGAUCGCGUAUGAAUCCUCACAAAAAACGGUGUAUUAUCUUUUAA